Molecule: messenger RNA, 4767 nt
Organism: Lethenteron reissneri (Far Eastern brook lamprey)
Lineage: Eukaryota; Metazoa; Chordata; Hyperoartia; Petromyzontiformes; Petromyzontidae
Product: integrin alpha-11-like
Biological process (GO): integrin-mediated signaling pathway; cell-cell adhesion; cell-matrix adhesion
Cellular component (GO): external side of plasma membrane; integrin complex
Molecular function (GO): integrin binding
Source: RefSeq, a predicted model, not a curated record
AGAUUCAGAACUCCUCCGGCUCCCACCAAGCAUUUCCCCGAAUCUUGAGCAGUCCUUGGUCGAGAUUGUGCCACAUUAUGGCAGAGUUAAUAAAUGUUGAGAUCUAAAAUGUAACAAAAGAGGAAAUUGGUGGCUUUUUUAUUCUGAAACUGAGAAGCGUCCUGGCUUGUUCCUCGCCUCUGCUUGCAAAACCUAAAAGAGCCUCACCUUCAUCGCUCUGCCUGGAGUUUUUAGGAUUCUUUGGACUCAAAAUUAGCUGUUUGGGAACCAUGGACUUGAACGUGUGGCACAUCCUAUGGGUCCUGAUUCACGGCCCGUGGAUGCCCUCCCGUGCCUUCAAUCUCGACACCAAGAGGCCGACUGUCUUCCGUGGGCCCGAGGAAGCGCAGUUUGGCUUCAGUGUCCAACAGCACUAUGCCUCUGGGAAAAACUGGCUGCUCGUGGGGGCACCAUGGAAAGGCUCCGCGGGCAAGCGGCCAGGCGACGUGUACAGAUGCCCCUUGGGACUCGGGUCGGAGAUCACCAACUCCAGCUGCGAGAAGCUGGGCUUGGAGAAGGUGGUGUCCGUGCCAUCUGUCACGGAGGUGAAGGAAAACAUGAACCUGGGAAUGAAUCUCGCGCCGGGGCCAGAUCCAGGCAGCUUCACCGUGUGCGCGCCACUCUGGGCCCAGCAGUGUGGCAGCUCCUACUUUGCCCCCGGAAUCUGCAGCGAUGUCGACUCCGGCUUCAACGUCUCCGAGUCGUAUGCGCCCACGCUUCAAAAAUGCGGCUCCUACAUGGACAUUGUCUUCGUGCUGGACGGCUCCAACAGCAUCUACCCAUGGUCCGAUGUCCAAAACUUCCUGGUCAAGACUCUGCAGUCGUUCCACAUUGGGCCUGAUCAGACACAGGUGGGCAUCGUGCAGUACGGGGAGGUGGCGACGCACGAGUUCGACCUGGGCGACUUCCGCUCGACCGAGGAGGCGGUGGACGCGGCGCGUCGCGUCCACCAGCUGCGCGGGAACGAGACGCACACGGCGAAGGGUGUCGUCACGGCGCGGUCGGAGGCGUUUUCUCCGGAGCGGGGCGCACGUCCCGACGCCCAGAAGGUGAUGAUCGUGGUGACGGACGGCGAGUCGCACGACAAGUAUCUGCUGCCCGAGGUCAUCGAGCAGUGCGAGAGGGACGGCAUCACGAGAUACGCCAUCGCCGUGCUCCGCUCGUACAGCUCCAAUGCGGACGACGUGGCUCGGCUGAUUAACGAGGUGCGCUCCAUCGCCAGCCACCCCGUGGAGAGGCACUUCUUCAACGUGACGAGCGAGGCCACCCUCAUCGACAUCGUCGGCACACUCGGGGAACGCAUCUUCAGCCUCGAGGGCACAAGGGAAAAGAACGAGACUUCGUUUGACCUGGAGAUGUCUCAGGCUGGAUUCUCCGCUCACUAUGUCGGGGGCGCCCUGAUGCUGGGAGCGGUGGGCGCGUACGAGUGGAUGGGCACCAUCGUGCGGCGCGUGGGAGACGAGGUGUCCCUGCCGGGGAAGCACGCCUUCGAGUCGGCGCUGCCCUCUGAGCUGCGAAGCCACGCCGCCUACCUCGGCUACUCGCUGACGUCGGCGAGGACGCAGAACGGCUCCACGAUCCUGGUGGCCGGGGCGCCGCGCUUCAACCACACGGGCCGAACUGUCGUCUUCACGCAGGACCACAACUCUCAAGUCAGCGUGCUCAAGACGCUCUCCGGGGAGCAGAUCGGUUCGUACUUUGGCAGGGAGGUGUGCGCCAUGGACGUGGACGGGGACUCGGUGUCGGACGUGCUGCUCGUGGCCGCCCCCAUGUUCAUGGACUCGUCAAGCAGAGAGACGGGCCGCGUCUACCUCUACACGUUCAGCCCCCAGGGUGUGCUGGAGUGGAGCGCUCACCUCUCGCCGGCCGAGAGCCAGGACUCGCGCUUCGGCUCGGCUCUGGCCGCCGUCCCCGACCUCAACCAGGACGGCUGGGGCGAGCUGGCGGUGGGGGCUCCGCUGGAGGACGAGCGCCAGGGCGCCGUCUACCUGUUCCAGGGCCACGGCCGCUCCCUGCGCACCACCCACGUGCAGCGAGUCGCGGCGAGCGAGCUCGGGCACGGGCUGCAACUCUUCGGGCGCUCGCUGCACGCGCAGCUGGACGUGGACGGCAACGAGAUCGCCGACGUGGCGGUGGGCUCGCUGGGCGCCGCCGUCGUGAUUUGGUCGCGCGGGAUCGUGGAGGUGGAGGUGGCGACGCAAUUUGACCCGGGUGAGAUCGACAUCUGGAGCUUGACGUGCGAGGCGCGCGGGCGCAGCACCUUCUGCGUGGAGUCCUCCGUGUGCCUCACCGCACGCACCAGGGCUCCCAAGCCAGAGGCCCAGCACGUCGCCGUCGUGUACAACGUGACCAUCGACGCGAGCAGGCUGGCCCCGCGGGCGCUCUUUGACAAGUACGACGAGCGCAGGCUGCUGCGGGAGGCGAUCCUCCCCUACGACGUGGAGACGUGCUCGCGUUUUAAAAUCUACAUGCUUGAAGCAUCGGACUAUGUGAAACCGCUGGGAGUCCGCGUGGAUUUCCGCAUGGCUGACCCAGAUUCUGGACCAGUCCUAAACCUGCUCAAGCCCAAACACGUUGAAUACAUGAUCCCGUUCAAGAAGGACUGCGGAGAUGAUGACCAGUGCAUCACAGACCUGGUGCUGAGCGUUAACACCGAUGCCAGCGGAUCAACGAGCGCUCCGUUCCUCAUCAGCAGCACCAUGCACCGCGUGCUCCUCAACGUGACGCUGCACAACAAGCUCGAGAACGCCUACAACACGCGACUCAACGUGUCGCUCUCCCCAAACCUGCACUUCAGCAACGUCAUGGACCAGGCUGAGAAGGCGGUGAAGAUUAAUUGCCACUCUUUGGCGCACGCGACGGGCCGAGUGUGCGAGGCGGGCUACCCGGUGUUCAAGUCCAACACCAAGAUCAGCCGCAUGUUUGAAUUCAAGCUCAGCGAAACGACGCUUUUGAACCACAUUGAUUUUCAGAUGGAAGCCAUGAGCGACAGCGACGAGCUCCCGGACACGAUGCACGACAACACCUUCCAUCUGUCGCUGCCCGUGCGCUAUCAGGCCGACACCAUCUUACUCAGGCAGACCAACAUCGAAUACAUUGAAAUCCUUAAAGAUGUCCGGCCUCCCAACAUCAUCAAGUCCUUCAAUGACAUUGGGACGAUUUUCAAAUUCACCAUCACAAUACAGAACACGGGGCCGUAUCUUCUAGAGCACCUUCAGGUGAACGUCUCCAUUCCAGCAUUCUCGCAGCAAGGAAAUCCGCUGCUCUACAUCACCCACGUGGACACCUUCCCGGCGCACCAAGUCCGCUGCCACACUGGCAACACCGUCGACCCGUUCGCCGUGGCUCAGAGCCAGCCACGUGCAGUGUUCCUGGCCGAGGACUUCACGGCUGAGAGAGAACUGAAUUGCAAGACGGCCAAAUGUGCCUCGUUUCUCUGCACAAUUAAACGGAUGGACAAGCAUCAGACGCUGGGGGUCAAGGUGACGACGAGGCUGUGGAAUUCCACAUUUCACAAGGGAAAGCUGAGUCACGUGAGGAUCGUGGCGCCCACGACGCUGCACCUUCUCAACUCCUCGCUCAUGGUCAUCAAGGAAGGACACGGCACGACGAAUGUUACCGUGGAGGUCAUAAAGCGAGGGAAGUACGUGUUUCCGUUUUGGAUAAUAUUAGCGAGUGUCUUGGGAGGGCUGCUGCUCCUGGCGCUCAUCAUUCUGGCACUGUGGAAGCUGGGCUUCCUCAAGCGAAAGCAGCCGAUGCAGCAGCUCCAGAAGGCAGAGGUGAUUCACCCCACAUAGCUGCGGCGCAAAGGAUGGUGCUCUCUCACUCCCUCUCAUUUGGUCUUUGUCUCACGUACGUCUUCGUUAGUAGCUGUACACUCGUACCCAGCCCAAGGUCCAAUUUUGUGUGCACAUCCUUUACAACUUUAAGGGUCAAGGGAGUGGGCGUUAACGUUUGUUUAGGAUUGGUUGCACUUUUUAGUUGAUUUUAUAGUACAACCAGUUCACUGUGGUGGAAAAAAUAUAAAGGGUAAUUCCGUAGUCCUUACGCUCAACAAUUGACCUUUUUAAAAAUGUGUUAUCUACAAUGGUCCACGUGGGAAACCCAAGGGCACCCCACUCCAUAUGCUGUCCUUCGAAAGGUUUUCCUUCAUGUCCCAAAUGUCCCCGAUAUGACCUCUCCCUUGUGUAUAGAGAACACGAUUACAUGGUCUGUUACCCUUGUGCAUUAUGAAAGGGUGCAUCAUGGGAGUUGGGGGAUUGUAUUUUUUUAAAGUUAUAUUUAUUACUGCUUUACACCCCCCCAAUGUUUUUUCCCCCUUUCAAAUAGGAAGACCACACAAUUUAUAUUUCAGGUAUUGUUCAGAAAUGUAAUUUUACAGAUAUUUAGUUUAUGCACGUAUAUAUUUCCACGAAGGAUACAAAAGUGACACUGAUUUUCUAUAAAAAAGGCAAUGUCUUUUAGACCAAAAUGUGCUUCUUUGUAAAUAUGCAUUCCUCUCGUUUCAUUGUCAUCCGCACGUUCGUUGAUUAAAAGCUCCGGCAUGUGGAGCUUAUGUUUGUCUAACAAUCCGGGUGACAAUCUCUGCUGUAAAGUUUGUAGACCCGUAGAUUCCUUUCUGUCGUGUUGCUUCUAAGCAACGAUGUACAAAUUGUUAAACAGGGUCGCUACUUUAAUGAUGCAGACGUUUUAACGAAACGUGAAAAAUACAUGCACUGUUUAACUGUU